Molecule: messenger RNA, 2436 nt
Organism: Tachysurus vachellii
Lineage: Eukaryota; Metazoa; Chordata; Actinopteri; Siluriformes; Bagridae
Exons: 2
Coding region: 693-1244 (183 amino acids)
Biological process (GO): protein dephosphorylation
Molecular function (GO): MAP kinase tyrosine/serine/threonine phosphatase activity
Source: RefSeq, a predicted model, not a curated record
GUGGAAAGGCAAACCGGUUCUUAGAAGGUUCACCAGUGGAACCAACUUUGAACUAGCACCAGCGCUAGCUCUGAACCAGCACCCGGUUCUUUUUUGGUGGAAAAGGGCUUAUAAAUGAGUCUUUAGUUCACGGCGCUUGCAACUGUUUCUUUGCAGCACGACGGCACUAUUGUGCACGGCGCUUGGCGCGUUCUCGCAACAGAGAUUUACGCAAGAUUUUGCAUUUACGCUGUUUGCGUAGCGAACGACAUAUUUUAAGCUGCAUUUUAUCAACACCGCCCUCUAAGGUCACAACAUACGAUGGGUCACAGAUUUCGGUGUCACACCUGUGACCGGCAGCGGCGGAAUGAAGGAAUUUACGUCAUUGUGAAUUAAGUCGUUACGUCAGGACGUAAAAGAACUGGUGAACUGGAUUAUUGAACUGGUUCAUUAAAACGAACUGUCCGAAAGAACGCGGAAAAGAACCGAACUUCCCAUCACUACCUUUCCAGCCCUUCUCUGUCGCCGCCUAUGUAUAGUGUUUCCUUAGAAGACACGUGAUUAUGUGCUCAAUUGUUGCCCCCCUCGUCAUUGAUCACGUGUUUAUGACAGGGAAAAACUCAACCCCCAAAAAAAGGGUUUUUAUACACAACACUGAGAGGGUAACAUCACUAAAGCAUACUAACGCUCACAUAUCAUUAGGUUAACCAUCGAUGGACACAGCAUGUCGUAUCCCUUCAUCUCGACUAGCCGGGCUGGGUCAGAUUACAGACUACCUUUACAUCAGCAAUGGCAAGACGGCCAAAGACAGCUCGGUUUUAACUCGCCUCAAAAUCACCUGCAUCAUUAACGCUACACAGGACAAGGAAGAUAUUUGCCUUCGUUCUAUUGAAUAUAUUCGGGUGGCUAUCUCGGACUCUCCUGCAGCUCAUCUCCACAAACAUUUCGACACAGUUGCGGAUAAAAUAGAUGCCGUGAGAGCGCAGUGCGGUCGCGUGCUGGUACACUGCUGUGCAGGCGUGAGCCGCUCUGCGACGCUUUGUCUCGCCUACCUCGUGAAAUACCGCGAUAUGUCGCUUAUGGACGCGCACACACUGGUCAGCGCGUGCAGGCCAAUCAUCCGGCCUAACUCUGGUUUCUGGAAACAACUAAUUGACUACGAACGCAGUUUACAUGGAACGAAUUCUGUAAUGAUGGUGGCUUCACCUUUGGGUCAGAUUCCGGACUUGUAUGAAAAAAACACUAGGGAUUUGAUACCACUUUAAAUUGACAUGGCCUGUAAAUGACAUCUUUAGAAAUAGGUGUCAUAUCUCGGUGUAAAACUGGAUAAUACAGCAUAUUUUAUGUUAAGAUCCACUCAGCAUUUCAGUAAAUUCAGUGAUGUUUUACAAAACAAAAAUAUUUCAUAUGUAGAGGUAUUAAUUAAUUCGUCUUCAGUACCUUUAUUCUUUCCCGUUUACUUUAGUAGUACGAAUGGAUGGCAGAAUUAUCACAUUGUUCUUCAGGUGUAACUUACAUUUCAUGUAUGUUUGUAUGCAGUUUUUUGUAACAUUGUUUUCUGACAUUUCCUGAAACAAUUUAAAAAGACAAGCUCUUUUCAAAUUCUGCUACUGUAUGUUGUCCUUUGUUUCUGCGGUACUUUGCCAGUUAGGCUAUUAAAGAUGAAGUCAGGGGUUCACGAGAAAAAACAUGUUAUUUGGUGAAGGUCUCUUUGGCCACGUUCACACUGCAGGUAAAAGUGGCCCAAAUCUGAUUUUUUUUUUUGGGUCAAGUGACCAGGUCAGACUUCUUCAGGAGUAGUGUGAACACUCAAAUCUAGCCCAGAUCUGAUUUUUUCAAAUCAGAUUCAGACCACUUCCAUAUGUGGUCCUGAAUCAGACCCAAAUCUGAUUUUUUCCAAUGUGGCCGCAGUGUGAACAACCAAGGCGAAUUUGAUGUGACUUUUACGUCAAUCUACAUCAACAUUCGUCACAAUUAUGCGCCGGCGAGUACGCACACAAAUGUGACUAUGCCUACAAAAUGGAUCAAAUAAUCAAAAGUUACCCUCGACAUCCGAAAAUUUUCAAAACACUGUGUCUCUGUGCUGCCAUUACACAAACAUUUAGAAAGAAAAGCGAAAAUGCUUACUUCCUCCAUAACCUCGCCAACUUUAGCGCAACGGCGUGCUGCGUGUGAUGUCAUUGUUAUUGUUCGUUUGCGCAUGCGGGUCAGUUCGAAACAGCAAACAGUUCACACUGGUAUCUGAUAUAGGCCACAUUUUAAAAGGUAAUGUGAACAGCCAAACAAAAAAAUCAGAUCUGAGCAAAAUAUCCGAAUUGAGCAUUAAGACUUGCAGUGUGAACAUGGCCAUAUUCCAGCAAGAUUCUAAAUCUUCUGAGUCCAUUCCAGAAACAGAGUCCAUUUGUAACAAUUUACCCUGAAAGCUGUUCUGUAAUAAAGAUAAAAUAUGCUCUUAAA